Acanthoscelides obtectus is the source of this 566-nucleotide messenger RNA. Lineage: Eukaryota; Metazoa; Arthropoda; Insecta; Coleoptera; Chrysomelidae. The record is from the annotation of a GenBank genome assembly.
GCCCUAUUGGUGGAGCUGUGCAGUUGUCAAGUCGUCAAGUUGGCGAUGCGUAUGCCAUUUCCGUAGGGUUUUUUAGUUUUUCAGUGCGGGACUUGCGGGAGUGGUGCUGUUCUAGCGAUUAGCGAGUGUAGUGUCCGUAGAAAAUUAGGAAAUUCGGUGUUUUCCACGUACGUGUAAAUAAAGUGACCGAAAACUCGAACCGGGCGCGACGCGGACUUAAAAUAAUGCCUGUACCCUCAACCUGAGACAUGUUCCGGUGCAUACCUAUUUUCAAAGGCUGUAACAGGCAAGUCGAGUAUGUUGAUAAGAGACACUGCUCAUUAAUAAACGUACCUGAGGACAUUCUGAGGUAUUCUAGGAGCCUAGAGGAACUACUACUUGACGCCAAUAGGAUACAGGCUUUACCUAAGAGUUUUUUUCGACUGCACCGCCUUAGGAAACUAGGGCUUAGCGACAAUGAAAUCGGCGGCUUACCACCCGAUAUACAAAACUUCGAGCAUUUGGUCGAGCUGGAUGUUUCAAGAAAUGGUAAGUGGCAUAUUUAUGCAAAAAUAAAAACAACCUGA